CUCAUUCACACCGUGAAGUAAGAGAGACAUUUUCUCGUACUUCAGCUCACACACCACAAAAAAAUCCCAAAUAAAACUGGAGGAUUUACGCAAAUAACUCUUGGCCGGAACUUUUGGACAGCAGUACAUGUUACUGUAACGACUUGGAUCGAUUCAGGACUUUUCUUAUAAAAAAUCAGUAAAAACAAGCAGCAGUGAUGGAGGAAUCUUUAACUAUCGAUCAGCCCAGAAACCAUGAAAACAAUGCAGCAUCUGCAAACAACUACGAGGACCUUUUCCCCGCUUUGCCAUCUGGCGGUUUGCCAACGCCCGGCUCAAUUCCCGUACCGAAGGCGGAUCCCACGAUGCGCGUUAGCACGUCGAAAGUAACGCAAGUGUUCUACGUGCCGUACGGCGAACGCAAAUUCGACAACGAGAAAUUCGGCGAGGGCGAAUCUGUGCGCACAUGCCAAACAAUCAUGAAGGAAACGGGCGCCCACAUCGAAAUUUCGUCGGGCAAGGAUCAAUCUUUGACAUUUUUGGUAACGGGCAAGCCGAGCGAAGUGCAACUCGCACGUCGUGCCAUUUUGGUGCGUUUCCAAACGCAAGCCAGCAAAACGGUGAGCAUCCCACGCGAACACCAUCGUUGGAUUUUGGGCAAAAAAGGCGAACGUUUGCGCGAAUUGGAAAAGGCGACAGCAACGAAAAUCAAUGUCCCCAAUAUUAAUGAGGAUAAUGAUAAAAUUACGAUCACCGGGACGAAGGAAGGCAUCGAAAAGGCGGAACACAAGUUACGUACGAUGUCGGAUGAGCAAUCGAAACGCGCCUUUGAACGUGUCGAAGUCCCAAAAACGUUGCAUCCGUUCAUUUUGGGUCCGCACAACGAGACUGUCAAUCAGAUAACCGCCGAAACGGGAGCUCGGAUCAACAUCCCGCCGCCUUCCGUGCAAAAUGACGAGUUAACUGUCACGGGCGAGAAGGAAGGCGUGCAGGAAGCAGUGCGUCGCAUCAACGCCAUUCGUCGCGAAAUGGAGAAAAAAUGCACGACGGUCAGCAUUGAUGUGCCUCGUACGCAACACAAGUACGUAAUUGGUCCUCGUGGCACGACGCUUCAAGAUAUUUUGAAGGAAACGGGCGUUUCGGUCGAAGUUCCCCCAACUGACAGCAAUUCGGAUUCAAUUACGUUGCGCGGUCCCUCCGAACGGCUUGGAAAUGCGCUCGCUUUGGUUUACCAAAAGGCGAAUUCGGUUCGUUCGACUGUUCUCGAGGUGCCUCAUUGGAUCCACAAAUACAUCAUCGGCAAAAAGGGCGAUCGCAUCCGCAAUUUCAACAAGGAAUACUCCAACGUGCAUAUCGAAUUCACCGAAAACCAGAUAAAAAUGGAUGGACCUCCGGAGCAACUUGAACCCGCUGCCGAGCAACUCGAACGCAUGUGCAACGACUACAUCCAAAACUACAUUUUCGCGGAUUUGGUCGUCGAUCCCAAGCACUACAAGCAUAUCAUCGGCAAGGGAGGCGCCAAUAUCAAAGCCAUCAAGGGCGAUCAUGACGUCACCAUCAACAUCGACGAGAAAGACGGCCAAAAUCGCAUCCGUUUGGAAGGUACGCCCCAAGGAGUUAACGCUGCCAAAAGCGAACUCAUGGAUAUCAUCAAGAAAUUGGAGAACGAGAAGGAACGCGAUAUCAUUAUCGAUCAUCGUCACUUCCGCAACAUCAUCGGAGCGAAGGGCGAACGCAUUCGUGAGAUUCGCGAAAAGUUUAAUCAAGUUCAAAUCACGUUCCCGGGUCCCAAUGAGAAAACUGACAUCGUGAAGAUUCGUGGACCGAAAGAUGACGUCGAUAAUUGCUACAAGGAGAUGAAUAAAAUUGUCAAGGAAUUGCAAGCGUCGUCGUUCGAGAUGAAAGUUCCCAUUUUCAAGCAAUUCCACAAGUUUAUUAUCGGCAAGGGAGGCGCCAACAUCAAGCGCAUUCGUGAGGAGACCCAAACGAAGAUCGAUUUGCCUGAGGAAGGAGAUAAGAAUGAGGUGAUCAUCAUUACGGGCAAGAAGGAAAACGUUUUGGCAGCUCGCGAUCAAAUUCAAAAGGUGCAAGAAGACAUGGCGAACAUCGUCACCGAAGAAGUUUCCAUUCCAGCGAAGUAUCACAAUGCCUUGAUCGGUGCCGGAGGUCGUUUGAUCAACAGCAUCAUGGAGGAAUGUGGAAAUGUGUCGAUUAAAUUCCCCACAGCCGACACAAAGAGCGACAAAGUUGUCAUCCGCGGCCCGAAAGAAGACGUCGAACGUGCCAAGGCAACAUUGAUCGAGAUGAGCAACGAAAAGAAACUCUCGUCGUUCACGGCAGAGGUCAAAGCGAAUCCGCAACACCACAAAUUCCUCAUUGGCAAGAAUGGCGGCUCAAUUAAGAAGAUUCGCGAACAAACGGGAGCUCGUAUCAUGUUCCCCACGGCUGACGACACGGACAAAGAGACAAUCACGAUCGUCGGAAAGAAGGAAGCUGUCGAACAGGCAAAAGUUCAACUCGAAGCAAUCAUCAAGGACAUCGGCAACAUCACGGAGGGACAAAUUAACAUCGAUCCAAAGUACCACAAACACUUUGUGGCUCGUCGUGGCGAAGUUUUGCAACGCAUUGCCGACGAAUAUGGCGGCGUGAUGAUUUCUUUCCCUCGUGCCGGUACCGAAAGUGACGUCGUUACGCUCAAAGGCUCGAAAGAUUGCAUCGAGGCGGCAAAGCAACGCAUGUUGGAGAUCAUUUCGGACAUCGAUGCGCAAGUGACAAUCGAUUGCAUCAUUCCGCAAAAGCAUCAUCGCAACGUAAUGGGACAACGCGGCAACAAGAUCCAAGCCAUCAUCAAGGAAUACGACGUUCAAAUCAAAUUCCCGGAUCGCGAUCAAGGCUUCGAGAACGGAAAUGCCCCGCACGAGAACGGAGAUAGCGGCGAAAAUGGAGUUCGCACAUGCGACGUCAUCCGCAUCACGGGUCGCAAGGAGAAAUGCGAGGCAGCGAAACAAGCACUGCUCGAUAGUGUUCCCGUCACGAAGGAAAUGAACGUCAAAUUUGACUUGCAUCGCUCCAUUAUCGGCAAACAGGGACGCGAUGUGCGCGAACUCAUGACCCGCUUCGAUGUACACAUUGAAUUAUCGCCGCCCGCCGAGCAACUCGAUCGAAUUCGUGUCACCGGAGCGCCAGCUAAUGUCGACGAAGCCAUUGUCGCGCUCGAGGAACGCGUUCAGCAGCUCGAAGAGGAAAGCAAGGAUCGUGAUUUGCGUUCGUUCCAAUUGACGAUCGACGUUGAUGCCGAUUACCAUCCGAAAAUUAUCGGGCAAGGCGGUGCCGUCAUCAAUAAGAUUCGCAAUAAGCAUAAUGUGCAAAUUUCGCUGCCCGAUCGGACUGGCAAGAAGAACCCCGAACAGGAUAUCAACACGAUUGUCAUCAAGGGAUAUGAGGAAGCGGCGAAGGCAGCUGCUGACGAGAUCCUUGCCAUUGUCAAUGAGAUGGAUAACUUGUACAAGAAGUCCAUUUCGAUCGAUGCUCGUGUACAUAAUCGCUUGAUUGGACAACGUGGGCGUCGUGUUAGACAAAUUAUGGAUGAAUUCAAGGUUGAAAUCAAAUUCCCCCGCAACGACAGUGCCGACCCCAAUUUGGUAACUGUUGCUGGCGCCGAGGAAAAUGUCGAAGCCUGCUGCGAACACUUGCUCAUUUUGGAAGAGGAAUACUUGCAAGAUGUCGAAGAUAUGGCCAUGCCGCCCGUGCAACAACAAACCUACACGGAAAUCUUCGAAAAGACGUUCAACAAGAACAACUCGCAGCCCAAGGAAGGUUUCGUCGUUGCCAAUGCCCCGUGGGAGAAGAAAAAGCGCGGAGGUCGUGGCGGCAACAACUUUGCCGAAGGUAAUGGCGAGGCAGCACCCAAUACGGAUUCGCACGAAGACUUCCCCGGAUUCGGAGCUGAGCCCGUCAACAAUGUACCGGCAGCGUCUUCCGCCUGGAAUCAAUAUCGCUAAACACUCUUUUUCGGCUAAACGCAUUCAAACAAUGGAAAUGGGAUUGCAAAUUAUUGCAUGGACAAGUUUAAAAAAAUAACAAUAAUCAUUAUUAUUAUUAAAAAUUUAUAUUUUUAUUACAUGUCAUAGUAUCAUGUUUCUCAAACGAUGAAGAAAAAAAUAAUUUUAGAUGUUUUUUGUUCAGGGAAUUUUUUGUUCUAUCAUUUUUUUCGCAAAAACACACGCAAAAAAAAACACAAAUUAUCUGUUAUCAUAAAUAAUUAAUUAUAUAUAAUAUUAUUAUUAAACAUUUACAAAAAAAAACUCCAACUUCCCACUUUAUAAGUUUUACAAAUAUGGAAAUAAUAAAUUAUAGAAGACAGGUUCCCUAUAUUAAAAUUACGAUUUAAUUUACUAACACUUAAAAAUUACGCAAAGUUAAGAAAAAAAAAACAAUCGGAGAACUAAAUGCAAGAAAAAACAAACUUACUAACAAAAAAUUGUUUCUUUUUUUAUUUUAUAGAGAAAGACAUGCCUCAAUCAUGAUGUUACAGUUCAUGAGUUACAUAUAAAAAUAAUAAUAAUUAAAAAAAAAGUUUAUAUAAGAAGAAAAUUAAUAACGAAAGAAGAGAAAAAGUUAUAGAGAAAAAUAAAAAUGAUAUUAAUUC
Messenger RNA from Culicoides brevitarsis, 4627 nucleotides. It is a transcript of the gene Dp1, whose product is annotated as vigilin. Gene Ontology annotation, molecular function: RNA binding. The record is from RefSeq and is a predicted model, not a curated record. Bases 198 to 3980 code for a protein of 1260 amino acids. Lineage: Eukaryota; Metazoa; Arthropoda; Insecta; Diptera; Ceratopogonidae. The transcript is spliced from 6 exons.